AAAGGGCGGACCACCGGAGAUGACGAAUAAGGAAGCCAUCGAAAGUCCGACCGCCUUACCAUCACUUAUUUUUGUGUCUAUUAUUAUUAUUUUGGGCCCUUCGUUUUACAUUUUUUAAAUUCUCUGACGUUUUUAAACGUUCUUAGAGCACGUUAUUUGCGAUGCAGUGCUGAGCCGCUAUGUUGUAGGUUUAUUAUUAUUUUGCGCUGGGAAGACGCCAAGGCUGCUGGGAAAUACGCCAAAAUACGAAACCCAAAAGAACGUUGAUGGAACGACUUGGAAAUUAGUACUAAGUCUAAUAAAAAGUCAUGUCGUUGCGUGAGGAGAGAGAGAGGAUCCAGCAACAAGUGGAACUUUUGCAGAGACGUUUAUGUGCCAGCAACGAUGAACUGCUACAAGUCAGCAGCGACGACACAGAUGACGAGUCCAGUUUUGACACAGACCAAGAGGUGGGGCAGUCAACUGCAGGUUUGCUGGCUGAGAGGCAAAAAAUUGAGACAGAGAUCCAGAACCUGGAGGAAUUUCUGGGACCACACAGCCCCAUCACUGUGUCAGAUGCUGAUGAUGAUGAUGACAGCAGCAACAGCAGCAGUGAAAGUGAGCUGGGUCUGUCCAAUAAUGUGGACUCGUGCCUUCAAAUGAACCUGGUGUACCAGCAGAUCCUUGAAGAGAAGCUCAAGCAGCUGGAAACGUUGCUGUCGCACAACCAACGACAACAGAGGGAGGCACUGUCUCAACUGUCUGGGCCAGUCAGAGAAGCUUCCAAAGAAGAACUUGCCUCUUCGUCGUGCCCAAAGCAGACCAACUUAUUCCUGGGUCACUUCUUGAAGCCGUACUUCAAGGACAAAGUCACCAGCCUGGGUCCUCCUGCCAAUUGUGAUACAAAGGACAGAAUGAUGAAGAUGAAGGGUUGCCUCGAUAGCAGCAAGGUGAAAGUCAAACGAUGGGAGGGUUGGCAGAAGACGUUGCUGAUUGACGCGGUGACCAGAGACAGUAUGAAGAGACUCAUCCAGCCCAAGCUGUCCAGGAUGGACUACCUGAGUCAGAAGUUGACGUUAUCGAAUAUAUCGGAAGAUGACAAGCGGCAGCUCAAAAUUCAAAUUGAAAAUCUGGAGAAAGACAUCAAAUCCAUCAAAGAGAAAAAGGAGGAGGAGCUUGUUGGGAAUCAGUACGACGACCAUGACUGGCAGAAGAUUGCCAAGAUCGAUUUUGAAGGCCUUCGCGAGACGGACGACAUUCGUCUCUUCUGGCAGAACGUUCUGCACCCCGCUGUCAACAAAACACGCUGGAGUGCUGAUGAGCUUCAGCAGCUCAAGGAGGUCAGCAGCAGAUACAAGGAGACCAACUGGCACCUCAUUGCACAGGAGUUAGGGACGGGCCGCACCGCCUUCAUGUGCCUGCAGACAUUCCAGAGAUUCAUCUCAUCCUCUCUAAAACGCGGUGCUUGGACUCCCGAUGAGGACCAGAAACUCACACAGUUCGUCGAAAAGAUGCGCAUCGGGAACUUCGUACCAUACACGCAGAUCAGCUACUUUAUGGAGGGUCGAGACAUCUCUCAGCUCAUCUACAGAUGGAGUUCAGUUUUGGACCCCCAGCUGAAGAAAGGAACCUGGUCCAAAGAAGAGGAUCAGCUGUUGCUGAGAGCAGUUAAACGCCAUGGGGAGAAGAGUUGGUGGAAAAUCCGCUUGGAGGUUCCAGGACGCACCGAUGGAGCUUGCAGGGACCGAUAUCUGGACUGCCUGAAGGAAGGAACCAAGAAAGGAAGUUUUGAUUCUCAUGAGCACCAACUCCUCCUCCAGCUGCUGGAGAAACACGGUGUCGGUUGCUGGGCAAAGAUAGCAGCAGAGAUUCCAAACCGUAAUGACGCUCAGUGUCUUCGAGAAUGGAAGAAAAUGAUGAGACGUGCAAAAAGGCGGCCUUCAUUGGACAACCCACUCAGAAAAAAACGGCGGCGUCUGCAGAAAUGCAAAGAGGACGAAGAGGAGAAAGAAGAGGAUAGCAGCCAGGAAGACACUGAUGAGGACCAGAUUCCAUACAUGGACAGUAAUGACGAAAAGGAAGAAGAAGAGGUGGAGGAAUUAGUGGGAAAUAAUGAGGAAGAGAAACAGGAGGAAGUCCAUUAUCUGGUCCCACCCAUGCAUGAGUGGGUCCCACAGAAAGAAAGUCAAGAGUUCAGUUCCCCGAACACGCAGCUGGUGACGCUGGAACCCGCACCUGGCCUCCACCAGUCAAGACCAGCACACGUACGGUCCACAGUGGUGGCCAAGUUCGGCCGCUCGGUGGUGGUGGGUCCUCCUCCCCGUGCGCUGAGCUGGGAGGAACGCCACCUGGACGGCGCCAUGAUGAUGAUAUCACAGGAGCAGCUGCGUUCACACUUGUGUAAUAAGUGCAAAAACCUCAACCCUCACCCCAAAAAGGGGUCCCGCAUGACAGAUACGGUGAUGGACUACAUGCUGCAAGCGGCCGUGUUACCUUGGGUGGGCAACGUCCUCACGCCCGGCCAGGACGCACCCACGCUGGCUGAUGCCCUCGGGGACAAAACAGCACUGAGUUCCACCCUAGUCUUCAAGCUCCUCCUACAGGCCAUGAUGAUAGACAUCUCGGGCUGCAAGGACGUCAUUCUCAAGCGUGGUUGUGAGAAGCAGCUCCAACAGCCGCCUCGGCAGAGAGCGCCUCUGCCGCCUCCGCGCUCACCGCAGCGGAGGUCCGGCCAGAUUUCUCAGCUGGCAUCCCAGCAGAAGCCCCAACGGAAGUCCCCGGGCUUCAAGAACCCCAACACUGUGGCAGCCAUGUUGCGCUCCACACGGGCCCGCCCCCCAGACGCACAGCCAGCAUUGAUAAUGCGACAGGCUCCGCCCACUCUCAUCCAUCCGCAGUCCCAUCCUUCAGUUUUCCUCUUGCCCACGCCCCCUUUAUUGACCAUGACACCUCGAGCUCCACCUCCAUUUCCAGUCCGAUCAAAGACGUUGCCUCACCUCGUGCCCCUCCUCCCCCGCCCCCCUCCUCCUCGCAUUUGUCUGCUAACGUCACCCCCUCUUUCUGUGCGCUUAGUGUCCUCUCCCCUGCCUGUGGUCCCCGCCCAGGCCACGCUCCCUCUUGGUUCACCCACUCCCAACUCAUCUGUCGUACUUUCCUUGGCACGGCCCACCUCCACUGUCACUACUGACCAUGCCAACCCCAUCCCUGAGCCGCAACCCACGGGGAAGAAACGGGGGCGGGAAGAAGAUUCUGGGGCAGGUCUUCCCACCGAUGGAGGGAAACGAGCUAGAAAGCCAACUCACAAGGCCCUUGAAUUACAGGCUUCUGACGCCAAAAAGAGGAGACGAGGUUGGCAUAAGUCCAAAACCAAAGAGGGUGGAGCCACACAGGUGACUCUGCUACCCUGGGUGCAGGCGCCGGUUCAAUUUGCUCCUGCCAGUGGGUGUGUCCAGGUCCUGCAAUCACCCCCUCUUGUGCGACGUGCGCCCCUUGGACCCCUUCCCUCUGCCAGCGGCCCUUCCCCCGUGAGGUCUGAGGUUGCUGCUCUGAACGUCGAUCCCUCCCUGGUGUUCUUGGAGUCACCAGCAGCGGUUGGUGAUUGGCUGAGCGGCCGAGGAGGCGUGGCCGUGCCCACACGAAUGGGCGUGUCUCUGCCCUAUCUGCCUCCGUGCAGCAGCAGCCUCAGCGCGCUCACUUCCAUCCUUGCCAAAAAAAUUCAGCUCACUGAAAAGGCCGCACAACUUCAAAAGAGCUAUGCCCAGACACAGGCAAUGCCCUCUCCCCUGCCUGAUGCUUCCUCUGACCAAACAGAGUCUUUGCUGCGUGCGUUGGUGAAGGAUCGUUUGGGCUCCAAUCCAGCAUACGUGCUGUUGAAAGCUCGAUUCUUGUCCAUGUUUGCCCUCCCUGCCCUCCUGGCCACUAUGCAGCCUGUUGCCACGGCGACAUCUCCACGCACGGCGCCGCGUGAUGGCAAAAAAGUGAAGACGAAAGAAAAUGCACGGCGGCGGGACGUUCCUAAGAAGUUUGCAUGUGAUGGCUCAGGACCUCCAGCCAGUCACUUCUCCGGAAUUGGCACUAAUGGCGCCACCCAACCACGCCCCAGUGAAACUAUCAGCAACCAAUGAGAAGUUUUGAAUGUUUGAGUGUUUCUUGUUUACACGUGUGCUUGAAGUUGUUAAGAUGAGUUCAGGAGCGCCUGUUUUGCUCAUUGUUUGUUAAUAAAGUUAUUUAAGUAAAA
Molecule: messenger RNA, 4216 nt
Organism: Syngnathus typhle (broad-nosed pipefish)
Lineage: Eukaryota; Metazoa; Chordata; Actinopteri; Syngnathiformes; Syngnathidae
Gene: snapc4
Product: small nuclear RNA activating complex, polypeptide 4
Exons: 22
Coding region: 309-4103 (1264 amino acids)
Source: RefSeq, a predicted model, not a curated record